This is a messenger RNA of Postia placenta MAD-698-R-SB12, 1539 nucleotides long. RefSeq lists its product as hypothetical. Bases 1 to 1539 code for a protein of 512 amino acids. The record is from RefSeq and is a predicted model, not a curated record. Gene Ontology annotation, molecular function: 5'-3' DNA helicase activity. The transcript has 4 exons. NCBI's taxonomy places the organism in Eukaryota, Fungi, Basidiomycota, Agaricomycetes, Polyporales, Adustoporiaceae.
AUGCAGAGCUGGACGAUGCCACUGGAAAUCAAGACGGGCCGUGCGGUCGCCGGAAUGGAGCACCGUGCACAAACGAUGCUGUAUACCCUGCUCAUGGCGGAGCGCUAUGGCACAGAAGUCCCAAGUGGACUGUUGUACUACACGCGGAACGACGAAGUGGUCCGUGUGCCUGCCGUCCGCAACGAGUUGCGAGCACUGCUGGUCGCGCGCAACGAGAUGGCCGGCUAUAUGAUGCGGAGGAUGCGCCAGCAAAGUGGGGCAGGGAAACUCGAGGCUAAACACGAGGCGGAGGACAUGUCCGAGGUGGAGUCUUUCCUGCCGCCGACCAUCGAUGACACCUGGCAAUGUGGCAAGUGCUAUGCCUUGAAUACCUGCAUGCUUUACCGCAAGGCCGUUGAGAACGUCGUCGAUACUGUGUCGCCUAUUGCCGAUAUCUAUGCCCUGAAGACGUCGCAUCUCACAAAUGCGCAGUCGGAGUUCUUCAAGAAGUGGGAGGCACUCAUCGCGCUCGAGGAGCAAGACCUAGUACGGUUCAAGAAGGAGCUUUGGACGAUGGGCGCUCAGGAGCGCGAGAAGCGUGGUCGUUGCUUCAGCGACAUGGUCCUGGACGUAUCCUAUCGACCUGGAUCAGAUGCAUCUCAAAGCACUCUCAAAGCGGAUGGGAAGAUCCAUCGCUUCACAUAUCGCUUCGUGAAGAACAUGCACACGACGGCCGCGUCUUUGCUCAACGGGCAUAUGAGCUGUGGCGAUGCGAUCACAGUCUCUGUAGAGCCCAAUCUACUGGCAAUGGCCAGGGGCUUCAUCGUCGAUCUCACGCCUGAGGGCGUCGUCGUAGGAGUGGACCACGAGGUCAACCUGGAUGCGAUACGCGUGCUUACGAGCGGGCGGCGCGCCAUCCACGAUCACUCAGUCGUUUUCCGGAUAGACAAGGACGAAUUGUUUGGGGGCAUGGGCCGGAUACGAGAUAAUCUGGCUCAGCUCUUCUAUGUCAAUGGUGACACGCGAAGACUGCAGCUCGUCGUCGAUCUUGUCCCACCACGCUUUGAGGACUGCGAGAUGACUGUACCAUCCACCAAGCUGACCUCAAUGUCACAGUUGAAUAGCAAUCAGCGGCACGCUGUGACGAAGGUACUGAGUGCACAAGAUUACGCGCUCAUCCUCGGUAUGCCAGGAACGGGGAAGACGACAGUUAUUGCCGCUAUCAUACAGAAGCUCGUUGACAUCGGCAAGACGGUAUUGCUGGCCUCCUACACCCAUUCGGCAGUCGAUACUAUUCUACUCAAGCUGAAGGAUGUCGCAGACUUUGGCAUCUUGCGACUGGGCAACCUAGAUAAAAUCCACCCCGAUGUACACAGGUUCACGCUUGCUCGCAAACGUCCUGCGACAACCAUCGAGCAACUUGAGCAUCAGGUCAUGACCCCUCCCGUUGUUGCCACGACCUGCCUUUCUAUAGACCAGUGCGCAAUCGCGCUGCACGAAAGGGCGGUCUCGAUGUCUCACUAUUCCGGCGGCUUUCCGAUGCGCAUCCCCAUGCAGUGA